Ilyonectria robusta is the source of this 1428-nucleotide messenger RNA. RefSeq lists its product as uncharacterized. Bases 165 to 1154 code for a protein of 329 amino acids. Lineage: Eukaryota; Fungi; Ascomycota; Sordariomycetes; Hypocreales; Nectriaceae. The transcript has a single exon. The record is from RefSeq and is a predicted model, not a curated record. Gene Ontology annotation, molecular function: 4-hydroxy-tetrahydrodipicolinate synthase activity.
CUUAGCCCAGAUGAGCAGGUAUAAAUAGGAUGGACGCGGAGGUCCUAAUCAUAGCUCCCAUCUGAGAGGAUAUCCUGUGCUGCUUAUUGACUUUUGACCUACUUCUUUCUGCUGCUGCUCCCGUAUUCACUGCAAACCACUUCAGAAUCCAAAAUCGCCACAUCAUGACCGCCUCCGCUGGAGCAAAGACCAAUGGCACCACCAGCCAUCCUUCUGGCCCAUCACCCACCCCUCUGAGUGAGGGCAUCUACGUCCCAACAGUGGCCUUUUUCACUCCUGAAGAUACUGUCGACAUUGCAACCACACGAGCCCACGCUGCUCGCCUUGCGAAGACAGGCAUCGCCGGCCUCGUAACACAUGGGUCCAAUGGCGAAGCUGUUCACCUCGACCGCGCAGAGCGACAAGCAAUCACCAAAGCUACUAGGUCUGCGUUAGAUGCUUCUGGUAAACCCCAUAAGCCUUUGAUUGCUGGGUGUGGCGCACAAUCUACCCGAGAGAGCAUUCUGCUUUGCAAAGAGGCGGCCGGCUCAGGGGCCAGUCAUGCUCUCGUCCUGUCACCAGCCUACUACGGUGGCUUGCUCACAACGGACUUGAUUCUUGAGCACUUCCGGGCAGUGGCGGAUGCGAGCCCGAUUCCAAUCCUCAUUUAUAACUUCCCCGGCGCGUGUAGCGGCCUGGACAUCAACUCAGACAGCAUUCUUGCCCUGUCAAAACACCCCAACAUUGUCGGGGUCAAGCUGACUUGCGGAAACACUGGAAAGCUAGCUAGAGUUGUGGCAGGAACCAAGGGGACUUCGUUCCGGACCUUUGGCGGGAGUGUUGACUUUACUAUCCAGACACUGGCCGUCGGUGGGCAUGGCAUCAUUGGCGGCACGGCAAACGUGGCUCCCAGGGCGUGCGUGCGGGUCAUGCAACUCUGGACAGACGGCAGACAGGAGGAAGCUCGGGGACUACAGGAGAUUGUAGCUCGCGGCGAUUGGGCCGCGAUCAAGGGAGGUUUCGUGUCGGUCAAGGCCGCCCUGCAACGCUAUUACGGCUACGGAGGGAGUCCUCGGAAGCCCUGCGCUUUUCUGGAGGGAAAGGCUCUCGAGUCGCAGUUGGCAGGGUUCUCAGAGCUGGUAGAUGUGGAGAGGACGUUGGAAGGAUCUAGUUAGAUGAUUGCCGCAACUGAGAGGGAAUCGGGUUAGGUCGGGCUUCAAGCUGGGAAUGGAGUUAGUGCAAGAUCUUCUGGUUAGCAAGUUGGAAUACCCACUAUCUACCUACUAAUAAGGAGUGAAUCGUGGAUAUUGUGCCGAGCCUGUUCAAUGUGGCUUUGAUCGUCACUCGAUGUUACCUUGCGUCCCGCUCCUGCACUCGCCCACGUCCAAGGACGAGAGAUUUGAGCGGUUGCGGCGUGCCAACGGGUCCUAGGAGUAGUCACCGAUAUCC